AUGGAUUCUCCCCUCAUCCCCUCAUCACUGGGUUUGGAGCUCGGCGGCGACCUCAUCGCCGCCGUCGUGGCUGCCACCGCUGUGGCGCCGACAGUGACGAUCCUCGAUCGCGUCCUCGUCGAGAAAGCCACACUGGGGAUCGCCCCGCGCGCGGGGUUCCAGAGCCACCUGCGGGCCGCCCUCGGCUCCCCGGCCCGCUUCCUGCUCUCGCGCCCGCAUCGCCUGGUCUGGACCCUGUACGCGACGACGUACGCCGUGGCCAACACAACAGAAGACCUCGCCGCGGCGUCAGACCUGCCACUGUCCACCGCGGCCUCAGCAACCUUCCUCUGCACCCUGCUCGUCAACGUCCCGCUUGGGGUCCGCAAGGAUCUACGCUUCGCACAGCUGUUUGGACGCGGAAUCCCACCCCCCGCGGGAGGGACUGGGGCGACGGCGUCGCUGGCUCUGCUGCUACUACGCGACGCCAUCACCAUCUUCGGCUCCUUUACGCUGGCCCCCUGGUGUAUGCACCGGGUCCCGGACUCGCUGGGCGCGACGGGCACGACAGUCGUCCUGCAAUUGAUGGUCCCCAUGGCUUCGCAGCUGGUCGCCACCCCGGUACACUUGCUCGGGUUAGACUUCUACCACCGGCGAGAUAGAGUACCCUGGGGGGACAGACUGGUUACUGUUGGGCGACACCUGGGGCCCGCUACUGCCCUCCGCUGUAUGCGCAUUCUCCCGGCCUUUGGGUUCGGGUGUCUGGCUAAUACCGCGUUGCGGGAGUACUUCCAUUCUGCAUUCCACAGUCCUGCCAAGGAAGGUAUUCUAUAG
This is a messenger RNA of Penicilliopsis zonata CBS 506.65, 813 nucleotides long. RefSeq lists its product as hypothetical. Lineage: Eukaryota; Fungi; Ascomycota; Eurotiomycetes; Eurotiales; Aspergillaceae. The record is from RefSeq and is a predicted model, not a curated record. The coding region runs from base 1 to 813 and encodes 270 amino acids. The transcript has 2 exons. Gene Ontology annotation, cellular component: mitochondrion.